AUGAUCAUCCACACCUCUCUCAACCAGCCAAUUGACGACAGGGAGUUCUUUGACGGAACAAUUCCCGACUUUAUCCGGACUUCCCCGUUCGUCAAUGAUACCACUCCGUUCUUCAUUGAUGCGGCUACCGGCGAACAGCUAAGUCAGCGGCAGCUGUGGAAAAUGUCAAAUGACUUUCUGACCAUUUUCCGGCAGCACGGACUUGGAAACGCUCGUGACAAUGUCUCUGAUCCGUCCAUGGGCGACGUUUUCAUCACUCUCUUUCCCAACUGUAUUUGGGCAGGUCCUGUUCAUUGGGCAGCUCUGGAUGCUGGUGCUACCCUAUCGCCUGCAAGUUGCUCAUACACGGUCCAGGAGUUUGCUCAUCAGCUCCAGCUUGUUGUUCCAAAGAUGGUUGUUUACUCUGAGCCAUUCAAACAGUUGCUGGAAGACGCUAUCAUUGUUUCCAAGACAAAUCCAACCAUUUUAUCUCUUGAACAAUUGAUUGAAGAUAGUGAGAGAGUGCCUCUGGCUCAAGCCAACUUCCAGUUUGCAAACAGACUCCAGCUGCGUCCCAAAGAGAGUAUCACUCGAGUAGCAUACCUGGCCAUGUCUUCUGGAACCUCAGGAGGACUAUUCAAGGCUGUCAGAAUCACACAUGGAAAUAUCACAUCCAACGCCAUCAUGAGCACCAAGAGUUCCAAUGCUCUGUUGAAAACAAAUCAGGUGGCCUCCGCUAUUAUUCCCGUGUCGCACCUCUAUGGACUAGCCCAGUUUCUGGUGUUUGGAGUCCACAGAGGCACUGCUGCUGUGUUCCAUAAAGGUUUUGAUUUCAUCGAGUUCCUGGAUGCUGCUGUCAAGUACAAGGUAAACAUCUUCCCACUGGUACCCCCCAUCAUCAUUUUGUUGGCUAAACAUCCGUUUACGCAGAAAUAUGUGCCAGAUCUGAAACGCAACCUGACCACUGUUCUCUCGGGAGCUGCUCCUCUCGGUGUCAAAGCCACAGAAGAGUUUCUGGAACGAAUCACCGGCCGAAAAGAUGGAGUGUCCGAGUACGGUACCCUGCGGGUAAUCCAGGGCUGGGGCAUGACCGAGACGUCGCCUGUGUGUACUUUGUUCGACCCCGAAGUCCCCGUGGCUCAUAUUAGAUCGGUUGGAAAACUUGUGUCAAACACUGAAGCUCGAGUGGUGUCUGAGGGAGUUGACCAACCUGCUUGUGACGUUGAUCCGGCGUCUCUAGAUGCUGCUAUCAAGGCUGGGGGACUUCCCACGGGCGAGAUUCUCAUUCGAGGACCUCACGUGAUGGACGGAUAUCACAAGAACCCCUCUGCUAACGCAGACGCGUUCGAAGAGGCUUCUGACUGGACUCCCGACAUGCCCUGGUACAAGAAACGAUGGUUGCGAACUGGAGACGUUGGUUUCUUUGAUCUGCAGGGCAGAGUAAUGAUUGUGGACCGUACCAAGGAGCUUAUCAAAAGUAUGGGAAAACAGGUGGCUCCUGCUGAGCUGGAAGACGCGUUAUUGGCCAAUCCUCUGGUUGCUGACUGUGCUGUUAUUGGUGUUAUGGACGUGGAUAAAGGCACAGAGUCUCCCCGGGCUUUUGUGGUUCUGAGAGAUCCGAAAGCUGAUGCUGUGGGUAUUCUCAAGUCACUCAACAGCCAGAUGCCCAAGUACAAGAAUCUGCAUGGCGGAAUCGUGGUGGUUGAGGCCGUGCCUAGGAACCCUUCUGGAAAGGUGUUGAGACGGCUGUUGAGAGAUAGAAAGGAUGAUGUGGUGUUGGGCUUGGAUGUUUCCAAGCUGUAA
Yarrowia lipolytica CLIB122 is the source of this 1782-nucleotide messenger RNA. RefSeq lists its product as uncharacterized. Gene Ontology annotation, molecular function: CoA-ligase activity. Lineage: Eukaryota; Fungi; Ascomycota; Dipodascomycetes; Dipodascales. The record is from RefSeq and is a predicted model, not a curated record. Gene Ontology annotation, biological process: secondary metabolic process.